CUUUUGAUUUCAAACCGCAAAAGCCAGUAGAAAUCGGAGAAUAGGCUGGUUUCGACUCUCCGAAAUCCCAAAGGGAAAAGAUAUAUGUUAAGAGAGAGAGAGAGAGAGAGAGAGAGAGAAAGAGAGGCAGAUAGAUAAGGAAUGGAGGAGGGGAUCCGUAGCUUGAGCAGAUCUUUAGCUUCAUUCUGCAACCACCUGGAGUCGAGUUGCUACGCUCUCAAGCAAUCCCUCGAUCGCCGUCCCAUCCCUCUUGAUUCGGUUUCAUCGAGUUUUAUAAAGAGCCUGAACCGCCGAGUAUCGGGCGCGAGCGGCGAUCUCAACGUGCUCGACUCAAUGAUCCUCGGUACCGUGUCUUUCGAGGAGCUUUUGGGCCACUGCAACGAGGUUUACAAGAAGAACCAGAGCGAUCUUUCUGAGCUCCAAGACCGCCUCAAGAGCUUAGGAUACCAUGUUCCUGACGUUGAAAUCAGUGAUGAAGAAGAGGUUCCCGAUUUAUCUACAACGCUUUGCUUGGAAUCCAAGGAAGGAUUGGCUCCACCAUCUUCUUAUUUCGGACAAGACUGUACGACGGGUUCUAUUAUCAAGAGUUUGGAAGAAGAUGCAUUAUUAGACGAGUCACUCAGUUUGAAGAAGCUUGGCCUUUCGGACGCUUGCCUUGCGACUUUAGCAUCUGGAGCUAAUGGUCAGAUUGAGUCUGAAGACUCUGAACACGGAAAACGCACAAUUUGUGGGGAAGCAGAUGUGAACCAGAAAUCAAAUGAAGCCCCUAAGCCUCUGAUUAAGAUAUCAAUUGAUGAUUAUGAGAGUCUUCCUUCUUACAUGAAAGGUCUAGCACUCUGGGAGCUGCUUUCUAAAGUAGAUCAGCUCUGCCCUCUUGCUUUCAUACCGACACAACUGAAUGACCAUCUGUUUAAGCCGGCCUUUGGUGGUAUAAAGCGUGCUACUGUUCAUGAUCUACUUGAGGCUGUCGAGAAGAUCAAUUCAAGCCUGAGCAAAAAACAGAGAACGAAGGGAAGCAACUACUUCCACCAAGACGAAAUAUCAUCAUUGGGGUUGGGACCUAAAGCAAGAUCUUAUUUGCUGUUACUUGUACGCAUGAAUCGGUUGGUUGUAGAGACCAUUGAUGGAUUGAUAUCCUACCGAGUUUUGUAGAUGAGACAAUCCAAUAUAUAAACUGUAAUCCUGCCAUCAGAUUUAACUUGUGUUACGUACUUGCCCAUUUGGUGCCUAGCAUUAAAUAAUGGAGCGUGUGUAUACAAGAUUCCGUUUGUCACUUGAAUAAUCAAUAAACGUAAGAUUAUUUAUUUA
Messenger RNA from Carya illinoinensis, 1308 nucleotides. RefSeq lists its product as uncharacterized. Gene Ontology annotation, biological process: chromosome segregation. The record is from RefSeq and is a predicted model, not a curated record. Gene Ontology annotation, cellular component: outer kinetochore. NCBI's taxonomy places the organism in Eukaryota, Viridiplantae, Streptophyta, Magnoliopsida, Fagales, Juglandaceae. The transcript is spliced from 9 exons. The coding region runs from base 142 to 1152 and encodes 336 amino acids.